Messenger RNA from Schizosaccharomyces osmophilus, 3459 nucleotides. It is a transcript of the gene rax2, whose product is annotated as cell polarity factor Rax2. Gene Ontology annotation, cellular component: plasma membrane of growing cell tip. The record is from RefSeq and is a predicted model, not a curated record. Bases 1 to 3459 code for a protein of 1152 amino acids. The transcript has a single exon. Gene Ontology annotation, biological process: positive regulation of establishment of bipolar cell polarity regulating cell shape. Lineage: Eukaryota; Fungi; Ascomycota; Schizosaccharomycetes; Schizosaccharomycetales; Schizosaccharomycetaceae.
AUGGGAAUUGUACGUUUACGAUCUCAAUUGCGUAUUUACAUUACAAGUCUGAUCGUUUUCACUUUUUUUAAUUGUGUUUUUCCAGUUCUUUCUUCUGAUGUUUCUUUCUUAGGUCCUUUCGCAGGAUUCAAUUAUUUGUCACAGCCUAUUAUUUCUUCUAAUGCCUCAUCUCAACUUUAUAAACAGUAUAAAAAUGGUUCAUGGACUCCGAUGUCUCUACCACUUCCUUCUUUGAAUGAUUUUUGCUUUACCACAAUUCCAAAUAGUAAUAAAACCUACCUGCCCAUUUUUGAUCGAUGGGAAUCCUCUUUAACUGUCCAUGAAUUAUUUUCCAAUACUUCUUAUGAGCUCCUUUCCCAUAAUAAUCCGUCUAUAUCUUCUCAUUUGCAUUCCAUUUUUUGUGAUGAUUAUUCCCCUUUUCUAUAUGGUUUAGCCAAUGCAUCAAACCCGUCCAGCAACAUUACUAGACUCUACCGGUGGAAUUUGACUGAUCCUUUGCCUGCUGCUGAAUAUAUGUACUCAUUUGAAGAUCAUGUCUCUUCCGUUUCACCUAUAGCAAAUAAUAAGGUUUCUGUGCAGGGAGAUUUUACCCAUGGUACACCCUUUAUACCUACAAAAGAUGUUCAAAUAGCGAAGCUUGGUUUUCGUUCUUUUGCUCAACUAUCAAAAAACUCUCACAGUACUUCUUUAAUGGAUAUGUCUUGUUUAUCCAAUACUUCGUUGUAUAUUUGGGAUAUUUCUGAUUCCAAUUCUGUAUGCCUUAAUGCUUGGACUCUUUAUCAAACUGAUUUGUAUUCCGUUCGAAUUUAUACCGACAAGAGCGUUGCCUCUUCAGCUACCUCAUUUCAUUUGACUGAUCCAUUUAACGAAUCAGUGCUAACCUUGACAUACAAAGCUACAGAAAAAUCUGGCUUUGAAGUCUGUACUUUGAAUUGCCCUUUAAAUUCGUCAGAAGGAUACCAAGACUUUUAUUUUCCUAAAGGUUGGACUUCUUGGCAAGUAAAUGUGCAUCUUUUUAAUGAGGCUCCUGCUGCUGAUUCAGUCGCUGUUCAAGGGAUUCAAUUCUUCCAAAAAAACGCCAUUUCUUAUUUCGAAGAUUCUUUCAAUCAAAAUGCUUGUCAUUUUCCUGGUUACAAUUCUCUUUCAAACCAUACCGGGAGUUGGACACUUUCGCCAAAGAAUGCAUCUAUGCCUUACUGGACUUCAUCAGUUUCUACAGAGAAUGUUUCAGCUGUAUUUAAACCAAAUAUUACCUACUCCACAAAUGCUUCACUAGAUUUAAUGAUUCCUGGCUGUCGUUACGAUAAUACUUGCUGGAGGCGACAUGAUGCUGUCGUCAAAGUUUAUUAUGCUGCAGACACUUCUCCAAGCAAAAGGGUGAUCUCCCAGCAUUACCUUGAUGAUCAGUAUGUUACAGUGUAUAGUGGCUUUCUGCAAGGUUCAUCUUCAUCCUUUCGGCCUUAUGUGGAAAUUCUGCCUUUUGAGAAUCAUAGCUUGGUUGCCCAUUCUCUUCGAUGUCAAGAAAACAUAUGGGAGGAUAAUAAGAACGGUUUUGCUAUUUUGUCAUUUUCUAGUUCGAAUAAUUCGAUGAAACCAGAUAGCAGUUUUUCAACUUUUGAGGAUAUAUCAAGCAAGUCUGUGAACGCAGUCCGAAUUUGCACUUUAGGUGUAUGUCUCGGUGGUGACUUCGAUUCUAAAUAUGGAAGAAAUUUGUUAUACAUGAAUUCAUCUGAAGCCCCCAUGUCGUUUCCCGGUCGGGGCAUGGACGGAUCGGUUACGGAUAUAUUUGACUAUAAAGGUAUAACGUAUGUUUCAGGCUUAUUUCAAUCUCUUAACGAUCAAAGCCAAGCCUUGAAUCAUGUUGCUAUGUUUAACAACGGUGUUUGGGAGUCUCUUGGUUUUGGUACAAAUGGGGCAGUUGAACAAAUACGCACUAUUACCCUUUUUGUGUUGGAACAACCGGCUACAUACAUUUCUUUUCGAGGAAAUUUUACGGCUGUCUAUAACAAGGAUAACGUGGCAAUACCAGUGGAUGGGUAUGCAUUGUGGGAUCCCUCAUUGCAGAGCUGGCUGAGUAAUUCUGACUUGAGUACAUAUUUCUCUGGAACUAUCCAAAGUAUCGGUUUUAACAAUGAUUCAGCGAUAGCUUUGGGAAAAGUAAGAGUUCUUGCUGAUUACCCGACGGAUAAUGUUAUGUAUUUUGCGACAUCUAAAGCCGUUAAUUCUUUUGUUCCUGAAUAUUUACGUUAUAUUCCCUCGGAUUUACAACUUCAGUCGAUUGCAGAUUAUUUCCAAAACAAUUCAAUGGUUGUUUUGGCGACUGUAAAUCGAAGCAUUCACGAUAAUCCAAAUUCAAACAUCUAUUUACUCAACAAGACAGGUGUUUCAUUCCCGAAGCGAAUCUUGAAAUUGAAGGAAACAGUUUCAAAGGUUACCUCUAUUGCGGAUGAACUUUAUAUUUCAAUUGGUGAUACCAAGGAUCCAUACCUUGAGAAUGGAAAUUAUUUCGUUUACAAUACUACUGCUAAUGCAUUCGCAAAUGCGACCAGUUUCACGAAACUUCGCGGUAAAGUUGAUACCAUUUUGCCAUCUUAUAAUACCCAACACUCUUUGGCUCUUUUUGGGGGAAAUAUAAGUACUAUUGAUAAUAAUUGUCAGGGACUGUGUCAUUUUAAUAUUAUUCAGAAAACGUGGCAGCAAGUGCAUUAUAAUUACAGUCAUGGUAUUGUUCACAGCAUGGUUUAUAUGGGUGCCGAUUACACGAAGGUCUUAGUCGGCGGAGACUUUUCUUUUGCAAAUGGAAGAAGGGAGUAUUUGAUGAUUUACGAUACUGAGUCUUGCAAUUUGUUUCCUUUUUCGGGAAACGUUUCGGUUACGAGUCCUGUGCAUUGCGCAGCCAAUUAUCCCAACAAUGCCAUCUUCAACACCUCUUCGUUUCUUUUUUACGGGUACAAUACUCAAUCCAAUGAUCCUUACUUGAUCCGUCUAGAAGGUUCUGAAAGAAAAGAUAUUUCCAAAGGGCUUUUAUUGAGACAAUCUAAAAUAAAGUCUUUGGAUAUACUCGAUGCGAAUGUGUUUCCCGACAUCCCUGUGAAUGGAUUCGUUACUGUUGCAUCAGGACUGCUCACUUUACAAGAUCAAACGAGGGUUUCUUCUGCUUACUUUUUCAACAAUACAUGGUUUCCGUUAUUGACAGCUGUAGAUGGCAAUGGCAAUGUACGAUGCAUCCAUGAUGUUGUCGUACUAAAUUCAACAUCACGGGCUAUACGAAAAGUACAUCCUCCGGGAUCAGACAAAAGUGUAAGAAGCACUCGCCACGUCGUAAUUAUCAGCAUGUGUCUCAGCAUGGCUGUAAUGUUUUUUAUGAUGUUCACGGCUUCGUUGUAUGAGGCAUUCUUCUGUUUUUUGCAUCCACAUUCUGUAGCAGUUGGCGAUUACAUUCAGUUGGAGGAUUCGUAA